AUGAGUCUUCCCGUCGUUGAUGUUUGGGCAAAUCCCACUGGUAUAUACAUCCCAGAAACUGCACGUCUCUUUGCUCAAAGCCAUGCAGAUCCUGAGCUGGGUAAUCGCAGGCACACACCCGCCGAAGUGAUUGCAAAGAUGGACGAGGCUGGCGUUUCUCAAAUUCUUCUAGCAGCCUGGAACCGACCUGGCUCAGUCAUAUUCUCCAACGAACAAGUCGCUGAAUACACACGCGCAUACCCAACCCGUAUCUUUGGACUCGUUUCCGUGGAUCUCCACGACCCAGUUGCGGCAGUCAAGGAACUGGAUCAUUACGUCCGAGUCGAAGGCUUCAAGGGCCUACGAGUUGUGCCCUGGCUGUGGAACUUGCCUCCGACGGAUGCUCACUACUGGCCACUUUACGUCAAGUGCAUAGAGCUCGAUGUUCCUUUUUGCACUCAGAUUGGACACACUGGGCCACUGUGCCCUAGUGAAGUCGGUCGCCCUAUUCCAUAUAUUGACGAAAUUGCCCUCAAGUUCCCGGCUCUUAAAAUAGUAGGAGGUCACUUGGGGUAUCCCUGGAUAGGGGAGGCGGUUUCUGUGGCUUGGAAACAUGAGAAUGUGUAUAUUGACACGAGUGCGUGGUCGCCAAAGUACUACCCACCAGAAUUCUUCACGUUUGCGAACACGACGGGUAGGAAGAAGGUCAUGUUUGGGACCAACUUUCCGCAGCUUGGUUGGAAAGCUUGCGUGGACGCGGUGAAGGAGCUGGGAACCGGAACGACUAAGGGACUGAGGGAGGAUGUUGUGCGUGAUUUCAUGGCUGGGAAUGCAAGGCGAGUGUUCAAGUUGCCAGAACCUACUUUUGAAGGGGCCGCCUCAAGGUUGUAA
Messenger RNA from Pochonia chlamydosporia 170, 870 nucleotides. RefSeq names its product metal-dependent hydrolase. Gene Ontology annotation, molecular function: hydrolase activity; carboxy-lyase activity. Bases 1 to 870 code for a protein of 289 amino acids. The transcript has 2 exons. The record is from RefSeq and is a predicted model, not a curated record. Gene Ontology annotation, cellular component: cytoplasm. NCBI's taxonomy places the organism in Eukaryota, Fungi, Ascomycota, Sordariomycetes, Hypocreales, Clavicipitaceae. Gene Ontology annotation, biological process: secondary metabolic process.